Molecule: messenger RNA, 3705 nt
Organism: Corticium candelabrum
Lineage: Eukaryota; Metazoa; Porifera; Homoscleromorpha; Homosclerophorida; Plakinidae
Product: adenylate cyclase type 5-like
Exons: 27
Coding region: 66-3395 (1109 amino acids)
Biological process (GO): cAMP biosynthetic process; adenylate cyclase-activating G protein-coupled receptor signaling pathway; intracellular signal transduction
Cellular component (GO): plasma membrane
Molecular function (GO): adenylate cyclase activity
Source: RefSeq, a predicted model, not a curated record
AUUCAUUGAAUACAACUACGGGCGUAUUACCGUUUCAUGGACUGUGUGCUUCUUGUCGUUGCAAAAUGAAGGACCCGGAACAGGACGAAAUCACUGAGAACGAUCCACUUUCUACUAUUGACAAUGCAACGAUUCAGGCACAUCAGAAACGUCGCUUUGAUAGCAUCGGCAGCACGUUCAUCUUCAGCAAGCUGAAAACUGAGUAUGACCAUAAGGAGACGGAGGAUUUGUACAGGAUCUAUUACUUCAAACAGAACCGUUGGUCUCUCAGCGUUCUGCUUGGUUGCAUGACGUUCGUUGCUGGAUUCUUUGCUGUGUUCUUGCUUAUUCAGCAAUGGAAUAUAUUUGCCACAAACCCUGUCAUUGAAAUGAUUAUGGUAGCAAUGUAUGCAAUUCUUUCUGGCAUCAACUUUGUGAUACUGUUGUUCAAGUCUUCAGAAGUUGUCAUGAAGUGGAGUUCUGUUAUGUCAUGGCUGUGUUUAAGUGGCAUUGCUUAUGCAUUGUAUGCUGUUCGAAAGCGUACUCCUACCGAGGGCUUAGCCACCAUUAUGUACUGCAUAUUCAUCAUAUAUUUUUUGAUACCAUUUUCUCCUCGAGCAGCAGUACUCACUGGUUUCGUGAACUUGGUUGUUCAUCUUACUGUUACUGGGUUGACUUGUGCUCCUGAUACACAAUAUUUAGGUCAUCAGUUGGCGUCUAAUUUCAUUCUCUUGUUGUGUGCAAACGUUGUUGGAUUUUAUCAUCGCUAUUCUGCUGAUCUAAUCCAUCGCCGAACAUUCAAGGAGAUAAAGCAGUGUAUUGAAGCUAGAAUUAGACUAGAAGAGAAACAGACCGAGAAGGAAUUGUUGCUGAAGUCAGUAUUACCAGAGCAUAUAGCUCUGGAGAUACGAGAUGAUUUUGUGAGUGGUAAAGCUCAAGAACUUGGUCAUUUUCAUCGUUUUUAUGUGAGCCGGCAUGAGAAUGUCAGUAUUCUAUUUGCAGACAUUGUUGGGUUUACACGUCUUGCUAGUGGUUGCACUGCAAAAGAGCUUGUGAGGAUUCUGAAUGAGUUGUUUGCUCGAUUUGAUCAACUAGCAAAGGAGCAUCAAUGUUUACGUAUUAAAAUUCUUGGAGAUUGUUACUACUGUGUAGCAGGAUUGCUCGAUCCUCGUUCUGAUCAUGCCAAGUGUGCUGUGGAGAUGGGGCUAAGUAUGGUGGAAGCCAUCAAGACAGUUCGAGAGGCAACUGGAGUUGAUGUUGAUAUGCGAGUAGGUGUUCAUACGGGAGCAGUUUUAUGUGGGGUAUUGGGGCAGAAAAAGUGGCAGUUUGAUGUUUGGUCAAAUGACGUUACUACAGCAAAUCAUAUUGAGUCUGGAGGAGUAACGGGAUAUGUUCACGUAUCAAAGUCUACUCUGGAUUGUUUAAAAGGACGGUACUAUAUUCUACCAGGCAAUGGAAGAAAAAGGGAUUCAUAUCUUGAUGAAAAGAAUGUAGAAACAUUUCUCAUAGAUUCUUCUCAACAUCGCUGCCAGAGCGUGACCUCUACCCCAGUGUAUUGCAGGAGAGAUAUGAGUGGUGAUCACCCUUCUGUAUUAAAGACUUCCUUGUCAGAUGAUGCAUUAUCACGGUUGAACUUUCCCACCAAGAAGCGUCGGAUGUCUCAAAUAUUUGAUCUAAAUGUAGGAGGUGAGAGCGUUCCUUUUGCAAAUGUGGUGCCUAGAUCAUCAGCCAAUCUUAAGAAAGCUAGCAUUUCAGUAAUGUCUGCUGGAAUCUAUGGUGGCAGUUCAAGAGUACCGUUUAUAAGGACAGAUUCUGGACAUGAGAUCAAAAUUCGAGGCAGAGCAGAGUUGUUGGAUGUAGAAGUAACAAAACGCAUGGCUGAUGCAAUAUGUGAAGGGAAUUGGGCAACAUCUAAUCGAUCAAAUAUAUCAAGGUUUACGUUGCGAUUCAAGGACAAAGAGUUGGAAAAGAAAUAUUGGAAUUUGGAAGAUGACAAAGGUGCAUUUUACAGUACAUGCUGUGUUGUCAUUCUAUUGUCCAUCUUCAUUGUUGAAGCAGUUAUGCUGCCAAGAACAUGGACAUUGCUAAUCUCUUUUGUGAUCAGUGCGCUGCUGAUUGGUAGUCUGACGUUUGUUUUGCUUAUUGCUAAAGUAGAGAAAUUUCAGUUCUCUGUGUUCCAUAAAAUGGCGAAAGCUGUGGCUUCUAGUCCAAUUUUGAGAGUGAUAGUUGCUGUUGUUUCUGUUGUGGAUUUGUUGGUAGUUUCAUAUUUGAACAUCAUUUCAUGUGAAACUGAAGGUCUCCAUCGAGGUGUUAACGAUUCCUGCAAAUGUUAUCGAACUAAUUAUUCAUUUGAGAUUGAUCUUGACAGACCAACGUGCGACUUUCCACAGUACUUCUGUUUUUGUGCUUUGUUAGCAAUGACGUCUAUUGCUGUGUUUAUCAAAACUUACUUUAUUGUAAAAAUUUGCAUACUGAUGAUUGCCAGUUCAAUAUACAGCGGCCUCGUGUAUUUCGUCAACUCUUGUAUCUAUGAUGCAGCAGAUGCUCUUGUACAACCAGCAAAAUGUGGAGAAUAUUCUGGUCUUGGCUACAUUGCUUUGUACUUCUUUACACUUUAUGCUGUCAUGAUAUUUGCUCUAGCGAGACAGACUGAGAUUGCCUUGCGACUCGACUUCUUGUGGGAAGCUGAAGCUGUUGGUGAAAACAAGAAAAUGGACACUCUAGAAGAAGUAAAUGGAAUGUUGCUGCAAAAUGUGUUACCAAAACACGUGGCUAGCCACUUCACUCGUCUGAUGCAUAGAGGAACUCUUAGUGUCAAUGACCUGUAUUCUCAACAGUACAACAAUGUCGCAGUUAUGUUUGCUUCAAUACCAAACUUUGCUAAUUUCUACAGUGAAGAAGUUGUUAACAAUCAAGGAAUAGAAUGUCUACGACUUCUUCAUGAGAUCAUUACUGACUUUGAUGAGGUUCUUCUCAGACCAAAGUUUAGCUCAGUUGAAAAAAUUAAAACUAUUGGGAGCACAUACAUGGCAGCUGCAGGACUGUCGCCAGAAGGGGAUGCUGAUUGGCGGUGUUUGUGCACUCUGGUUGAGUUUGCUUUUCAGCUGAAGAUUAAGUUGGAACAGAACAAUCAACAUUCAUUUCAGAAUUUUGGGCUUCGAAUAGGUAUUAACCAUGGGCCAGUUGUGGCUGGUGUGAUUGGAGCAAGUAAACCACAGUAUGAUAUAUGGGGGAAUACUGUAAACGUUGCCAGUCGAAUGGAAAGUACAGGGGAAAUAGGGAAGCUACAGGUAACUGAUGAAACUGCAGAAAUUCUUAAGUUGCAUAAGUAUAUUGUUAAAGAACGAGGCACUGUUGAUGUAAAGGGGAAAGGAAAGUUACGGACCUCAUAUGUUAUGCAACUAAAGACAAUUUAGUUGACUUGGUCAUCUCACUGACAAUUAGGACAGUAGUUUUUGUAGAAUAUAUUUGUAGAAUAUAUUUUUUAUAAGUAAAUGCACAAACAGUGUAGUUUUAAGUUAGACAUCAGCUGUGGCUUGUACAUGAACAUUUGAGAAGAACUGGAGUUAGCGAUUUCUACACCAUAGCCCAAGACAGUUUUUGAAUAGCCUGUGACGUUUUGCCUCAACCAUCUGUGUACUCAAACAUCUAGGCUGUGUCUUCACUAGCUGGUAAAUAUGUUAGAAGUUGCUUAACUUAAUUAAGUUUAAAACACUUGACAUAUGU